UGGCACCCCGGCCCACCAAUGGCAGAGCAGAGCCGUGCACCAGUCACAGGCUGCGGGUGAGAGGGGGCGGUGACCUGGGAGCAGCACAAUCAGCUGGCAGCAGCAGCAGCAGGAGAGUGAGCGAGCGGUGUACGGGGCACUAGCCGGUCACCCCAACACCCAGCCCCCACACCGCCCCAGUGCCCCCCCUACACCCGGAUCUCACUCCCCCCAGCGCAGUGCACACUCCCCGGAGCGCCCCCCUCUGGCUGCCCCCGGACACUCUGCCCUCCUCCCAGGAAAAGUUUGGGUAAUCGGAGUCUGAUCGCAGCGUCGCUGGUUCGGAGUGGGGGUUCCUCUCGGAAUGGUGUGGGGUAUCGCUCAGACCCGGCGCCCCUCUCGCAGCUGUAGAUGCCAGUAUGACCGGACUAACCAGCUAGAUGUGCCAGGGACGUGUACAAGCUGCCAAAGAGGGGCCACCGCUCUGCCACGGGCAGCUCACGGGCAUACAGGGAUGCAGAAUAAUCUGGACUCCUUGGGGUUCAUGUAAACCACUUGAGAAGGCCUCCUCACUGGCCCCACCUAUACUUACAAAGCUGCACAGGAGCUCACCACUUCUCCCAGUCUGUCCUGCGAUUUGGAGGAUCAGUCUUGGUGGAUCCAUGAGGCACAUCCAGAUGGACACACCACCCAUGGAGGAGGCAGAUGGAGAGAGCAGCCAGUCUGUACCAGUGGACUCCUCUCCAGGUCAGGCUGGAGUUCUGAAUGCUACUCAGGACUGCAGAGUAGUCGUGGGGUACCCAGAUAAGGAGCACAAACUCCAGAAGGUUUAUCACGUUUCCAUAACAUCGGAUGUGCCUGGGCCCAAAGCCAUUUGCCGCCAAGCCUUGAAGAGAGCACCACCAGAACAGCUUCUAGAACCAGCAAGAAGUCCACGGAGAGCCCUCUGGGGUCACGCCAGGAAUGAUGGCCCCCUUGGUCACUUUCAGCCCGACGAAGAUGAUGAUGAUGACGUUUUUGAGGACGGAUUACUUUCAGAAGAGAUGCCAAUGUGCAGUUCCGCUCAGCAUUUCUCCCAUAGUGGACUGCACGUCACCGAACACAGAGUCGAAGGCUUCCCGUCUAAGGUUCCUCUCGGCAGGCGUUUGAUAGUUCAACCUACACCCAAAGUUGGUCUUAAAAGGACUGACUCCCCCUGCCCUCCACCCUGCACCACUUUGCACAGAAACACCCCAAAAGAAACCCACCUGGGGAACUCUGAAGGACUGUCUACCACCUCUGAAACCAAUGGGGCAAAUAUCUCAAUCGACCCAAAGACUUCAGAGUCUAGCAGUCACCAGCAUUUACUUGAUAUUGUUUUGCACAACACUGCACAUCCGGAGUCCUCAACAGAAAAGUUAGACGAGGUCAGCCUGGGUGGCAGUCGCGGCUAUGCCAAUGGUAACUUGGCUGGUUGUAUAGCGUCUGAAGGCACAUCUGUACCUGGCAAGCCAGAGCAGAUCCUGCAGGCGGCAGAUGGAGAAGACCUGAAUUCUCUAGAGAGGACUCCCCCUGGGCUUGUCCGUCUCUGUGCCUCUGGAAGCAGUAGUAACGCGGUGAAGAGAAAGCUCCUUCCUUCCUCAGAGACUGGGGAAUCUUGUUCUGAAGAUGAAGGACACAGCAAGAGGUGGAGAGGAAGCGAGAGCUGUCAGGCCCUCCAUGGAUCCUGCAGGAGCACAGAUUCCAAGGCUGCACCUUUCUGGAACCAUCUCCUGCCAACGGCUCGGAAUUCUCAGAAGAACCCACCAGACUGCGCCGGUCGGAGGCUAAAGCGAGGACUGCGCUUGAAGUCGAGAGUGUUACGCAGUGCGAGGAAAGGAUCGCCGGGAAGGAACUGUACUGGGAGCUGGGCGACAUCGUGUGUCAGCCGCUCCCUGCUCGGGAACUUUGAGGAGUCCGUUCUGAGAGGCCGAUUCCCUCCCUCCGGUCAGAUUGAAGGAUUUACGGCGGAGAUUGGCGCCAGUGGCUCGUACUGCCCUCAGCACGUCACCCUCCCGGUGGAGGUCACCUACUUCCACAUCUCAGAGCACAGCGCCCCCUCGCCUUUUCUGGGCGUGAUUGAUCUGGAUGGUGUCGGAAGGAAGGGAUACAGCGUCCCCAGCACAGGAACCAUACAAGUGACCUUAUUUAACCCCAACAAGACCGUAGUGAAGAUGUUCCUCGUCACGUAUGACUUCACAGACAUGCCAGCAAAUCACGUGACCUUCCUGCGUCACCGCAUCUUCCUGGUGCCGGUGCAGGAGAAUGACGGGGAAGCCGCCGACGGUCAGGAUAAUGCUGCUAAGGAGAAAGCCAAGAGGAUCCUGUGCUACCUUAUGCACCUGAGGUUUCAGAGAUCAAAGUCUGGGAAGAUUUACUUGAAUGAAGACAUCCGCUUACUCUUCUCCCGCAAGUCCAUCGAGGUGGACACUGGCAUUCCCUACGAACUGAAGUCCUUCACCGAAGCCCCCAAGAACCCCAAAUACUCCCCCCGAGUUUAAGGACUCAGCACUAGAGAGGGGUUCCGGCCUUCCUGCAGACUGCGCACCUUGAUACCCCUGAAGAUUUCGCACAUCUUAUUUAUUACCUGCACCCUGCUAACCCCACCCUUUGAACUUUGUAGCAGUCAACAGUGGCCCCUUAGAAGGUUGAUGGGAUGACAGGAUUGGGGGGGCCCUUUUGGUACACCCGGCUUCCAGCAGUCUGUGGCCUCCAACAAGCCGAGCUGAGAUCUUGUUACCGGACUUAUUAUUUCUACAGCGCAAAGUUAUGAUGGCAAAUGAUAGCGCCGCACAAAGUGCGAACGCUCCGCGCUGAGAGGGCGGAGAUUGUAAAUGACAUGGAUUGUGAGAUGAGUGAGUGGGUGGAUAACACCCGAGAUCGGGCCGAGAUCCGGUAGUUACCUGAGCUGCCGCUGUGCCGGUAUGGAGUUAUGAUGUGUGUCGUGGGAUAUUACAGUACUAUAUACAUCUAUAUCGGUAGGCAGCGUAAUAUGACGGUGGUGGUGCACAGAAAGUACCCCCGCAUACUUUAUAUUAUCUUGUCGCCAGUUUUCAGGUAUUACAGGUCGUCACCUGGUAAAUGUUUUACCCAUGUACCCCGGAGAGAGUGAUAUUAGAGGGUGGAAGUUUUGAUUGAGCGUCCCUCAGUGAUGGGAGUACCUUAACGUGGCUGUGUGGUGAAUUUGGGCAUUUGCGCUUACUAAUUUGCUGUCACAGGUUACUGGUACAAAAGUUUGAUUUUAGAAGGUGCAGUAAGUCCCCGGUAGACUUUUUUUUUUUUUUUACACCGCGUUUUGUGCCUUUUUGUAAAAUGAAGCGGUCAGUCCAUUUAUCCGGGAUGUUCUCCCAUAGCAACGCUGUCUAUUUGCAGAAUUACAUGCAAAGCAAUUGUAUAUUUUAAGUUGUCCUGAGAAGAAGGGUCACCUAACCGCUGUGGCAGGGGCUUUCCCAGGCCCCCCAUAUACAACAUUACAGUGCAAGUCCAGCAAACCCACCCACAUUCUGUUGAAACCCCCACCCCCGCCUUUCUGGGGGCUAAUGGGAGGUGUAGUAUUAUUACUUACCUCUGGCCCUGCUGCUUCCACUCUGCACAAUGUUGUGCAGCGUUUCGAAAUCUCAUUGGUCAUGUGAUAGAAGAGAGCAGAAUGGGCUGCAGACGCGUGUGCCGUUAAGAGGGGUGUUCCUAAGCCUCCAUGCUCAAUGCAUCAAGUCAUCUGACUGUGGUUGCCAUGGUAAUGGAAAAAUAGCAAACUGUUAAUUGCUAUUAGUAGCUUGCAUCAAAACCCUAAGGAUAACUUAGGAUUCGAUCUCACAAGUAACCAGUGUCCUCGAAGGUAAACGUCCCCAAAUUCUGUCACUCGACAGGAAUGUCCUGGGAUCCCGUAAAAGCGAUUAAUGUGAUCACAUAAAUGUAAGUAACCCGAUUUCUUCUUUAUAAGGCAUAAUGGGAAUGGCCAGACCAUGUGACGCUUGGACUAUUAAUUAAACCCCCCCACCCCGUGCACGGUUUACUUUACUGGCAGACGCGUCUAGUCUUCAGUGGUGGUUUGUGAGCUGGUCCGCUGAAACUGGACGCUAGAAAUCCAUCCUUUUACAUGUAAAUUUAUUUUCUGGUUUCUGAAGCUGCGUAAAAAUAACAGCAAAGCAUUCUGGGAGUAUAUCCCAUGCUGGAUAUGGCCCAGUGCGCGGCAGCCAUCAGUAAUCCUAAUACCACAUCUUAUCUACGGUCCGUUCGCUAACAGCCAAUCAGUGACCUCAGUUCAGUGAGACCCACCGUGCCCCAGCGAAUCGAUAGGCUACAGUCUUGAAACUCUGGAACCCAAUGUUCCUAUGUGACAGAUGACCUUACAGUCUGGCAUUGACCACACACACACACACAAGACGCGUUCGCACAGGAUUCUGGGUGCAUAGCGAUCUCUUUAGCUGUUGCCGUUCUGCUCUGGCAUUUGUAAAAAAACAAAUAAGUUUCUUAGUAGGAAAGAUAAAACACAGAGAGGUUUUGUCCCCAUAAAUCCAUUGCACAAAAAAAAUGGGUCACAAAUGCGUGCCAAAAAAAAUCACCCCCUGUUAUCCUGCUGCUGCCUAACCGCGUCCGCAUGGGGCGCUUUAGGGCUUCCUAAAUAAACUAGCCGUGUACCCACAUAGUGGGUUUUUAUAUUUGAAUGCUGCCUAUUCUGUAAGGAUAAAAGGUUAAAUCCUAACUGCGAUUAGGAACUGUCCCAAGCACAUAAUAAUUGCCAUUAGUCGGGCAUGCUGAGACUUAUAGUUCGAGAGCUAUAGGUUGUCUACUUCUGCUGUAAACUCCCCCUAACAGUAGAGCAUGACAGGAGCUUCCAUAAUACAUUGGAAACAUAUAUAUAUAUAUAUAUAUAUAUAUAUAUAAAAUGGGAAAAGUGACCAGUGCGUCCGUGUAACUGUAUUUUGGUUUUGCUAAGCCAGGCCCUCAGAGCGCGUUUGCGUCAUUCAGUGCUGACUUCGGACGAGUGUAAUCUGUUCACGUCUGACCUGAUUUCCUCCCCUGAUGGCCUUUGCGUUGUUUCAUAUUCUGUCAUUUAAACUUGUUCAAAUAUUUUCAUUAAAAUGGGAAUUUUCAAAGUAAAA
Messenger RNA from Pseudophryne corroboree (corroboree frog), 5099 nucleotides. It is a transcript of the gene ATOSB, whose product is annotated as atos homolog B. The record is from RefSeq and is a predicted model, not a curated record. NCBI's taxonomy places the organism in Eukaryota, Metazoa, Chordata, Amphibia, Anura, Myobatrachidae. The transcript has 9 exons. The coding region runs from base 420 to 2498 and encodes 692 amino acids.